Messenger RNA from Symbiodinium pilosum, 1374 nucleotides. The record is from the annotation of a GenBank genome assembly. NCBI's taxonomy places the organism in Eukaryota, Dinophyceae, Suessiales, Symbiodiniaceae.
AUGCGUGGGGCUGCCUUGCAGUCUCCCAGUGUGGAAGUACGCUUCAAGCUGGCAGUUGUGCCCAAGGCCGCGACUCAAUCUGAAGCAUCAGAAAGUGCCACUGAGGAUCCUCCGAAGGAUCCUGGGCCGCCCCCUUCGUCCGAGGUGGCGGAGGUGCCUGUGACGGAGACUGUGGUGGGGAAGCAUAUCCACCAAGAGGCUUUGCGCCGCUUUGGCUACUUCAAAAGCUUCCAAUCCUUCCGCAGCCUCGAGGAGAUUGAGGGCUCCGUGGAGGUUUGCCUCCCUGCCUCAGUUGGAAAGUCAGACAUCGAUGGAUUUGUUCAGUUCCUCUACCAGGGUCGACUUCCAUGCCACUGGCGGGAAAUCUACGGUGUUUGGUGCCUGUGUGAUUUUCUGCUUGCUCCAGACCGCUGGCGAACGACUGUACGCAAGCGCUUGCGGGAGGCUCUAAAAGGUCGGGAGGACAUCGAAAACCUUUUCAAGCUCGCUGAAGGAUCGCCGGAGAUGAUGGAGUUUUGCCAGGGGUUGCAACGUGUCAUCGACGUGGAUGCAGGUGAGCUGGAGCAGCUGCUUCACAUGGCCCUGCGCAGCGAGCCCGAAAGCGAAACUCGGGAACGUGUGAAGGGCAUCGUGGCCGCCAGCCACGAAACGCAGGCCGUGUCAGCUCUUCUGGCCGUCCGGCAAGAUCCCGAUAACUACACAUCAGCUCGGCGUCCUAUGCCCAGAAUGAGGCGGAAUUUCGUCCAUCACAGGAUCCCGGCUCCUGACCAUGGCCUGGACCUUCCGGAGCCUGUUUUUGAUCUCCGUUGCCAUAGCGAGCUCCUUGACGGGGAAUUUCUGUGGCUCUGGAAACAAUUGGUCCCUCAUGUAAAGGUAGCUUCUGCGGCCUCUGUGGAGCACUUCCGCGCGGUGGCCAAGUUCUUCGCAUCUUUCUGGUCCCAACACGUGAGCUGUGAGUGCACCAUGCUGGAGCCAGAGGAGGGCGGCUUCCGCGCUGUGAAGGCCACGUGUGAGGUCCCGCUGAUGGCCAUCUUCCCCCACUCCCGCUGUGAGCCGCUUUGCGGCGCGCUGAAGAAGAUGCUCCUGAUUGGCUGCAGGCUCCUUGCCAGCGGCCACGUCACGUCACAGGAGCUCCUGGAACUUCUAGACUCUGGAGUGACCAAUGGUGCCUCAGCAAUGAGCGCCUUGUCUCUGAACCACAUGAUGCUCUGCGAAGUCUUGCACGCGGUUCCGGGCAUGCACCGGAGCGCUGUCCGCAAGCACCUUCUAAACAGCAAGACCUGGGCAGUGUGGCGCCGGCGAUCCCUCCAACCUUCUUGGAGAGAUGAUGACGGUCAAGAUGCACUCAUGUCAGCAUUGCUGGACAUGUACUGA